GAGGUCACCGUUCAGAGCGUGGUCGACGGCUGGCUCGGCGGCCUGGCGGUGGGCGUCACGCACACCGCGCCCGCCAGCAUGCAGCAGCGGAUGCCGGACAAGGCGUGCAACAUCCCCCGCACGUUCAUCAUCGGCUAUUCGGGCUCCGCGCACCUGAACGGCGUCGAGGCCCGGUGUCAGUGGCAGCCAGACAGGCUGCGGGAGGGGCAGCGCGUGGGCGUGCUGGUCACGGGGGACGGGCGCGAGGACCUGGUCGUGUUCGUGGACGAGGAGGAGGUGCUGCGCGUCGAGGGCAGCGCCCUGCACGACACAGGCCUUCGGCCCGAGCCCCUCUACCCGGUCGUCGACGUGUUCAACGCCACCCUCGCUGUUUCUCUGACGCCCUACGCGACGGCUCCCGAGGCGUGAGACUGUUUCUGUCGGAGCCUGCGCGCGGCAGUCGCUGCCCCCGGGCGCGGCGGCCACCGCGCUUUCGAUCCUCGGCCACGUUCUGGCCCCUGGCGUUGCUUCGGCAGCCUGCCGGACGACCAGCCCCUCUUUCGCUUCCGUGAGACUGCGGCGCAUCGUGCGCACGCCGUGGGCCGAUGUGCGUCCAAAAACGUUGGCGGCAAGUUCCGAAGUUGUCUGGGGCACGGGUGUACGUAAUUGGCCACUGCUGUGAUUAGAGUUGCGUGUCACUAGGAUGCAUGUGAUGCCCCGGAAGAGGGCUCUGUGGACCGAUUUUUUCUAGAUAUGGGCUUGGUGGCACCAUCUUUUCUGCGAGGUAGGGGUAGAGGCGCUCGAGACAAAGCAGCCUUAAAAGUAAAA
This is a messenger RNA of Prorocentrum cordatum, 807 nucleotides long. The record is from the annotation of a GenBank genome assembly. Lineage: Eukaryota; Dinophyceae; Prorocentrales; Prorocentraceae.